This is a messenger RNA of Momordica charantia (bitter melon), 478 nucleotides long. RefSeq lists its product as uncharacterized. Lineage: Eukaryota; Viridiplantae; Streptophyta; Magnoliopsida; Cucurbitales; Cucurbitaceae. The record is from RefSeq and is a predicted model, not a curated record.
CUUCAUCGAAUCGUUUUGAAGUUAUUAAGACUGUGUAUUUUCAAAUUUCUCUCCAAAACAAAAUGGCAGAUAACUCUCAAAAGAUGAGCUACCACGCGGGAGAAGCCAAAGGCCAAGCUCAGGAGAAGGCAAGCAACAUGAUGGAUAAAGCAAGUGAUGCAGCUCAAUCAGCAAAAGAAUCGAUGCAAGAGGCAGGACAACAAGUGAAGGCCAAGGCACAAGGAGUCGCUGAUGCUGUCAAAGAUGCCACUGGCAUGAACAAAUGAAGCCUCCCUCAUUUCACAUUUGCCCAUUUUUAGGGUUUUUUUCAAUGGUUUUCUUCUUUUUUUUUUUUUUUUUUGCUCUUAAGAUAAAGCUCUUAUGUGUAAGAGAUCUUUUUUUGCUUAGAUUAAAGCUCUUACAUAUAAGGGCCGGCUAAAGUGAUCUAUAAUUUAAUUUAUCUAUGGACUCUUAUAAAGUAUGAACUUUAAUUUAUUUA